GCUAUAAAAAUUCUUCUUAGCCAAAUUUUAACCCUAGCAGACCAGGGUUUCUUCAUCGUCUCCGUUGCGUCGUUGCCUCCUCCGAGUACCGCAGCAGAAGAUGAAGUUCAACAUCGCAAAUCCGACCACUGGGUGCCAGAAGAAGCUCGAGAUCGACGAUGAUCAGAAACUCCGAGCCUUUUUUGACAAGAGGAUUUCUCAGGAGGUCAGCGGCGAUGCCUUGGGAGAUGAGUUCAAGGGAUAUGUGUUCAAGAUUAUGGGUGGCUGUGACAAGCAAGGUUUUCCCAUGAAACAGGGAGUUUUGACUCCAGGCCGUGUUCGCCUUCUACUCCAGCGUGGUACUCCAUGUUUCCGAGGGUAUGGAAGGCGUAAUGGUGAGCGCAGAAGGAAGUCAGUUCGUGGAUGCAUUGUCAGUCAGGAUCUGUCUGUUCUGAAUCUGGUGAUUGUGAAAAAGGGUGAGAGUGAUCUUCCUGGCUUGACUGACAUUGAGAAGCCGAGGAUGAGAGGUCCCAAGAGGGCUUCAAAGAUUAGGAAGCUUUUCAACCUCUCGAAGGACGAUGAUGUAAGGAAGUAUGUCAACACCUACCGCCGUAAUUUCACUACCAAAUCCGGGAAGAAGGCAAGCAAGGCUCCUAAGAUACAGAGGCUUGUCACUCCAUUGACUCUCCAGAGGAAGAGAGCUCGAAUUGCCCAAAAGAAGCAGAGGAUUGCCAAGGCCAAGACUGAAGCUGCUGAAUACCAGAAACUGCUUGCCUCUAGGUUGAAGGAGCAGAGGGAGAGGCGCAGUGAGAGUUUGGCCAAGAAGAGGACCAGACUCUCUACUGCCUCAAAGCCAUCCGUUGCUGCUUAAAGCGAUAGAAUUGCAAAUGCCCUACUUCAUAUUGUCUUCUUAGUUCUUUAAUAUCGAGGAUUUUUGUCUUGCGAAUUUUGGAGUUCAUUCAACAUUCUACUUCAUACUAUUAUCCUCAAGUUUGAAAUGCUCUUUUACUGUGUUUGAGAUUGAUGUUCUCAAUUUGUUUUGCACUCUCU
Molecule: messenger RNA, 1029 nt
Organism: Ipomoea nil (Japanese morning glory)
Lineage: Eukaryota; Viridiplantae; Streptophyta; Magnoliopsida; Solanales; Convolvulaceae
Product: 40S ribosomal protein S6-like
Exons: 6
Coding region: 101-850 (249 amino acids)
Biological process (GO): translation
Cellular component (GO): ribosome
Molecular function (GO): structural constituent of ribosome
Source: RefSeq, a predicted model, not a curated record